UGUCACAGAUGCGUGUUUCUGUGGGGUUUAUAAUAGGGCUGUGCGGUAUGGACAAAACAAGUCACGUUAACUAUCAAGUAAUUUUUGGCAAAUGUUUUUCUUUGAAUUCAAGAAAUGCAGUUAAGUGUUUAGUAACACAUUUCAAGAGGGAACACAUUUUCUUUGGAUAAAUUAUAGAUGAUACGUUGGUUAUUUGUUAAUUUUUGUUUUUCUUCUCUUUAUUCACCCUUCUGAUUUUGUUUUGUUCUAUUCUCUCACUGGGACGUUUUUGUGCACUGCAUUCUGAUUGGCGAGUUCUCAGCAGUUUGGAAAAGAUGUGCACCAAUCAGAAAGGUUCCUGAAGAUGUUCGCCUUGUUGGCGUCCAGCGCUGUUCUGAUGCAGGGCAAGUGCUGGUGAUGCACUCGCGUGACAACACGCUUAACACAUGCGGAAACACGCUUCACAGUGCCACUGAAAGGGACGAGAGUGCAGUCUUGCCACGGCGACAUCAGCACGCCGUCAGCGUGCAGCAGAACAUCAGGUUCCAGGCUCUUGUUUGACGCUCUGCGGCGUGUCUGAUGAGGAUGUCUGAUACUGUCAGUGUGCAGCAGAGCGGUGAGACGAUGAGAGUUCUAAUUGAGAACAACACGACCGCAGCCGAUGAUGACAUCACCACGCCACAGAGCUGUAGGCAAAACCAACAUGAUGGAGAUGAAAACGACAAUGAUGACAAAAGUGACAUGCAGCGGCAAAUACCCGGACAGAGCACUAAACGGCCAAAGUUAAAGUUAGUUCGGAGUCUGGCCAUAUGUGAAGAACCGUCUCCUUCCACUAUUACCACACAACUGCCUCAAGAUCAGCAGGAUGGAGUUCAGUUUAAAUUCUCCCAGAUGUUUGACACAGAGACGCUUCUUACUACGAAUGAGGAUAAAAGUGCCGACAAACUGGAGAAGAUGCCAUGCAAGAUACUCUCAAGAGACUCCAGUCAAGAGUACACAGACUCCACCGGCAUUGACCUGCAUGAGUUUCUGGUGAACACACUGAAGAACAACCCCAGAGACAGAAUGAUGCUGCUGAAGCUGGAACAGGACAUCCUCGACUUCAUCAGUCACAACGAGAGUCAGAGAAGGAAAUUUCCUCCAAUGACAUCGUAUCACAGAAUGCUUCUGCACAGAGUCGCUGCGUACUUCGGCUUGGAUCACAACAUCGACCAGACGGGGAAAUGUGUCGUCAUCAACAAAACCAGCAAUACAAGAAUACCAGAUCAGAAGUUCUCUGAACACAUCAAAGACAACAAAACAGAUGAAUUUCAGAAGCGCUACAUCUUAAAAAGGGACAACUCCAGCACAGACAAAGACGACAGCAUUAUGCGAAUGAAACUAAAAGACGACAGGAGAAGCAGGUCAAUCGAGGAGCGGGAGGAGGACUAUCAGAGAGCACGAGAGAGAAUCUUCGCUGAUGGUUUAGAUGCAUUCCAGCUUGAUACAAGGAUUCAGGAGGACGAGGUGUGUAACAACAUUCAGCAGAGACGACAGAUCUUCAGGUUGCAGGACAGUCGAUCAGGGAGCAGCCGUCAGAGCAGCUCAGAGAACGAGGGCAAGUGUUCAGAGCCGCGGCCGUGGAGCAGCACAGAUUCUGACAGCUCCAGCCGGAUCCUGAAGCCUGCCAUGACCAAAGCCAGCAGCUUCAGUGGGAUCCCAGUACUGAUGCGAGGAGACAGUUCCAGCAGCUGUAUGAGUGUGGGACGCCUCUCAAAGACAGGUUCUGACUGUAGUAGUGUAGGUUCCUCUACGGGUUCACUGUGUCGACCGCCCGCGCCGGUUCUAACCCCUCUGAGCUAUCCUGCUGUCAGCACUAGCAGCGGUGUUUCCUACGAGCCGCCAGUACCCGCGGCAAACACUAGCUACUAUCUGCUUCCUCUGGAAGCGGCAGGGAUUCCUCCGGGCAGCGUCUUGCUCAACCCGCAUACAGGUCAGCCGUUGGUAAACCCUGAUGGCAGUGCUGUAUUGUAUAACCCCGUGACCCCGCUGGGCUCGAGUACACAACCCUCUUUACCACCACCUCCACCUGUUCAUCACCAGACAGCCAAUCACAUCAUAGCACAGCCGCAGGAUAAUCUAAGUGGUCAGUUCAGUCACAUGACUUUGGUGCGGCAGCCCUCGGGGGAUGCUCGUGAUGCUCACACUGUUGUUUACCCCUCACCUGUGACGCUCCCUGCACCACUGCCACCGCAGCAGGCUGGGUACAUGGUGCCCUUGCCCGGACAGACCGUGCCCACCUCUGCAUUUCCUGCGCAGCCUACAGCCACAGUCAACCAGCCUGUCAUGCAGCCGCAGCAGAGCUUCAUGCAGCCGCAGAUGGCAGUGUGUUAUUGUUCACCUGGUCAGUACUCUGUGUGUGGGCAUCAGUAUCGGCCGGCGGGCAGUGUUCAGUACAGCAAUGCUCCGAGUCAAACGAUGCCCCCUCCACCACACACACCUGCCCAGCAGACAGGAUAUCAAACUGUGAUGUCAAAUCAACAGCAGAGUUAUCAGAACGUCCUCCAGCAGCCUCUGAUCAACAGUCCACACAGCAGUAUGAGUGUGAUGCUGCAGUACCCGUCAGUGCCCUCGUAUCAGGUUUCGAUGCCUCAUGCAGUACAGCAGCCUGUUAUCAGCCCUGCGCAGGUGCCUGCGUCCAGCAUACAGGUGUACUACAGUAUUAUACCACCCAACCAACACAACAACAUCAGCUCAUCGGUGGGGUUUUUACCCCCUCACGGGGCAGAACAGAUGCCGUUCCCCAGAACAUCACCCCCCUGCAGCUCGCAACAGAUUCCUGCUCAGCAUUGCUCGGGCGUGCCGCCGCCUCCUGUUGGUGGUAUGGUGAUGAUGCAGCUGGCGUUACCUGCAGCGCAGCAGUGGAAACACAACAAACACUACAGCUCAGAACACACACACACAAACACGACACAACUGAGCAACCCGUCCACCUCAACGGCCCAUUCACCCACACCACCCCACCUGACCGCUGUAAAGAACAGCCGCACCCCCCACACACUUCCCAUCAUGCCUCAGUUCUCCAGAUCAUUGGUCUCUGGACAGGGUGACGUGCGGUAUCCUCUGUUGGGUCAGACGCUGCAGUACAGCGCUCAUAUGCCACUGCACACACUGUCCAGUCAUCAGUCUCGUGUAGAGUUCUGUGGGAAUACGACACGCCGGUCGAGGCAGAAGACCGCAGAGGACAGAUCAGUCAUGAAUCAUUUCUGUGUGUUGAUCGCGGGCAUUGGUCAUGUGGGUGCGUCGUCUCUGCUGUCCGAUGUGUGUGCGGUCGGAGCUUCAGUCACGAGUCCCACGACCGAUGAGACAGAUAUCGCGACCUCUGACAUCAUCCUGCUCUCAUUCCCCUCCACACACGCACCACAGAAUGGCCUCCUGACCCACAGCUGACUUCUGACCCCAUUCACAGUGACCCGCCUGCCGUCUCUGCUGUCCAGACACAUGGGGGCGCUCUUCACCCAGUCACAUGACCUUGAAUGCGUUUAAAGAGACAAACACAGCUCCGCUCUUAUUGGACAAUUGACUGGAACAUAUCAGCAGCAGCCGGAACUGUGUUUUUCUCUAUUGUUUUUGUUGUUGUUGUUGGUUUAGUUUUUUAUUUGAAAUAUCUGCUGUUCGUUUGCCAUCAGCAAUUGAGAUUCAAUUUUGUUUACGUUUGUUUUCCGUCACUUCCUCGCCAGUCAUCGAUUCACGGGUGUCAUGAUGUGUAUUUAGUCAUAUGAACCAACAUGACAAACACAGACUCCUUUAUUUGUAAAUAAUUUAUAAAGUAGCAGUAAAAUUCACUUGAUUUCUCUGUGUGUGAAUAGACACAUGUAAGAGCGACAGCUUUUGUGUUUUGUUGAUUUCCCUUGUUUUUAAUUUAAGACGUUUCAGAAAAUAACAGCGCACCUCAUCAGAUCCUCCCGUGACACAUUUUAAUAACUUUAACGAUUGUGUUUUUGUCUCCACACGUCAUGUCAAUUCUUUGAUUUCUGAGUCUUUUACUAUUCUAUUCUUACUAGGGAAAAUAAAAAGACAAAAAGAAACACAGUUUGCACAUUUAUACAAUUCAAUAUAUAUAUAUAAAUCUUUUUUUUUUUUUUUUUAAGAAUAUGUGUGGAGUCUGAAAAACUGUUCAAUGUUUAAUGGUGCAUUUUCAUUUCAG
Molecule: messenger RNA, 4165 nt
Organism: Myxocyprinus asiaticus (Chinese sucker)
Lineage: Eukaryota; Metazoa; Chordata; Actinopteri; Cypriniformes; Catostomidae
Product: R3H domain-containing protein 1-like
Exons: 26
Coding region: 559-3408 (949 amino acids)
Molecular function (GO): nucleic acid binding
Source: RefSeq, a predicted model, not a curated record